Molecule: messenger RNA, 2805 nt
Organism: Neltuma alba
Lineage: Eukaryota; Viridiplantae; Streptophyta; Magnoliopsida; Fabales; Fabaceae
Product: TMV resistance protein N-like
Exons: 5
Coding region: 1-2805 (934 amino acids)
Biological process (GO): signal transduction; defense response
Molecular function (GO): ADP binding
Source: RefSeq, a predicted model, not a curated record
AUGUUGGCUCUUCCACCUACAAGUGUACUUUUUGGGAAUGGGUUGAGAUACAAUUUUGACCCUGAUCGUAGAGGCACGGCGAUUCGAAUGGCAGCACCAUCAUCGGCUGUCUUCGCCGGCAAAUCCAAGUACAGAUAUGACGUUUUCCUCAGUUUCAGAGGCGAAGAUACUCGCCACUCCUUCACUGUUCAUCUCUACGAUGCUCUGCGCCGGAAGGGAAUCAACGCCUUCAUUGACGACAAGAAGCUUGGGAAAGGGGAGCGUAUCUCACCUACGCUUCUUAAGGCCAUUGAGAAAUCCAGAAUCUCGAUUAUUGUGUUCUCUAGGAAUUAUGCAACUUCCACAUGGUGCCUCGAUGAACUCGCUCACAUCAUUCGGUGUAAGAAGGAGAAGAACCAACUGGUCAUGCCCGUAUUUUACAAUGUGGAUCCGAUGGAUGUUCAAUAUCAGAGGAACAGCUUUGGAGAUGCCAUGGCUGCUCUGGAAGAUAGAUUCAGAGAUGACUUGAAGAAAGUGCGAAAAUGGAGAUCUGCUUUGUCUGAAGCUGCUAGUUUGCCAUCAGCAUGGCUUUUGGGAGAUGGAGAUGGAUGUGGGUUUAUUGAAAAGAUUGUUGAAGAUGCAUAUGCUAUGUUACCUCCUAAACGCUUGCAUUGCCGUGAGUACAUGGUUGGACUUGGGCCUCGCAUAGAAAUGAUGAAGUCACUUUUGGAUCAUUCUAAUGAUGGCAUUUGUAUGUUGGGGAUUUAUGGAACUGGUGGAGUUGGAAAAACAACCCUUGCAAAGGCUUUGUAUAAUUCAAUCUUCUACCAAUUUGAAGGCGCGUGUUUUUUGUUUGAUGUUAGAGAAGUGUCAAAGAAAUACCAGGGCAUUGUUCAUCUUCAGCAAACAUUAUUAUCAGAGAUUCUUGGGGAAAAGAAGACAAAGUUUGGCAGUGCUGAUGAAGGAAUAUCUAGAAUAAAACACAGGCUCUCUCACAAAAGAAUCCUAUUGGUUCUUGAUGAUGUUGAUGAGGUUGAACAGUUAGAAAAACUAGCAGGUGGGCGUCAUUGGUUUGGUUGUGGAAGCAAGGUCAUUAUAACAACAAGAAAUAAACAGUUGCUAGUUGUGUGUAAUGUUGAGAAAACAUAUGAAAUGAAGAGGCUAGAUGAUCAUGACUCUCUUGAACUCUUUUGCUGGCAUGCAUUCCGUUUGAGCCAGCCUCCAAAAGGCUAUGAAAAAAUGUCCAAACGUGUGAUGAGAUUUGCAAAGGGCCUUCCUUUGGCUUUAAGAGUAAUUGGCGCCAAUUUGGCACAUAAAAAUUUAGAGGAAUGCAGGUCUAUAUUAGAACAAUAUGAGAGGAUCCCAGAAAGAACAAUUCUAGAUGUACUCAAGAUAAGCUAUGAUUGCUUACAAGAUGGUGCCAAGGGUAUUUUUCUAGAUAUUGCUUGUUUCUUUAAAGAGGAGGAUUUGGAAUCUGUUGAAGAAAAACUAGCAGCUUGCGAUUUUGGUGCAAGGUUUUACAUUGAAGUUCUUGUUGACAAGUCUCUUAUAACUGUUGCUGAUAACGGUAACUUGGGCAUGCAUGAUUUAGUACAACAAAUGGGUAGAGAGAUUGUUAGGCAGGAGGCACCAUCAAAUCCCUGUAAACGCAGUAGAUUAUGGCAUUACAAAGAUGUUCUUAAAGUAUUGCGUGAAAAUCUAGGGAGCAGUAAUAUUGAAGGAAUAAUGCUUGAUCCGCCUCAACAAGAAGAAGUGGAGUGGAGUGGUAUGGCCUUUGAGAAGAUGAGUAAUCUCAGGAUUCUUGUGGUUCGGAAUUCACAAUUUUCAACCAACCCAAAGUAUCUUCCAAGUAGUUUAAGAUUGCUUGACUGGGCGGGAUACCCUUCUACUAUUCUACCACCAGACUUUUCUCCUAAGAAACUAGUUUACAUCAAAUUAUCUGGUAGUCUUUUUAGAUUGGAAGAGCCAUUCAAGAGGUUUGAAUGUGUGACAUAUAUGAAUUUCUCACACUGUAAAUUCAUAACUGAAGUACCUGAUAUGUCUCAAUUUCAAAAUUUAAGAAGAUUGUUAUUUACAAGGUGUCGCAAUCUCAUCAAAGUUCACGAUUCAGUUGGAUCCUUGUCUAAGCUCGUCGAAUUAAACCUUAGUGUGUGCAGCAGUCUUACAAGCUUUCCACGUGAAAUCAAUAUGGCUUCUCUUCAGAAGCUUCAUCUCAGUUAUUGCAGGAGUCUUGACUACUUCCCAUGUAUAGUGGGAAAGAUGGAUGCACUGAGGACAAUUUAUGCAGAAGGCACUGCUAUUAAAGAGCUCCCACCUUCCAUUGGAAAUCUUCCAAGACUCGGAUCUUUAGCUAUAAGCACCCACAAAAGUAUUAGGGAGCUUCCAAGCUGCUUAUUCACAUUGCAAAACCUUAGUCGGCUUAAUCUAAGUGGUAUUCAACCUCCAAGCAUAAAAUCUUUAAUGAAAUUAAUGCAAGAGAGCCAACCUGUUAUCAGCUGUUCAAACUUGGAGGCAUUAAAUCUUGAAAAUUGUUGUCUUACUCAUGAAGAUCUUCACCUAGCUUUACGUUGUUUUUGGAAUGUUCAAAAGUUAAUUCUUUCAGGGAGCAAUUUUGUUUCCCUUCCUGAGUGCAUCAAAGAGUGUGCGAAUCUGCAGACACUAGUGCUGAAUAACUGCAAGAGGCUUAGAGACAUACCUGAGUUGCCAUCAAAAUUGGAAAAUAUAGAGGCAGAGGAUUGUACAUCAUUAACUACAGAGUCAUUAGGCCAUCUAUGGUCUCAGGUUUUGUCAUCCCUUUUGUAUACUCGUUUUCUGUUGCUAUUUUGA